Molecule: messenger RNA, 1625 nt
Organism: Lytechinus pictus (painted urchin)
Lineage: Eukaryota; Metazoa; Echinodermata; Echinoidea; Temnopleuroida; Toxopneustidae
Exons: 5
Coding region: 75-986 (303 amino acids)
Source: RefSeq, a predicted model, not a curated record
CAUACAGACAUCCCUUGUCCUCAUAUGCCCUGUAUUCUAUUCUGGCUAUCAUUCAUUUCAUCUGGUGCUGAAUUAUGGAUUCAUCUUCAAGUGAUGAGGGAAUAAAUCCAUAUCUACCACAUUACUACCAACCCGGAGACCAGUCGUCGUCUCCAGGACAGCAACUCGAGGGAGAGUGGUUGGAUGCAGCUAGUGGGCCUCCUACUAAUACUGGCGCUGAGUCAUCAGUGGUAGUACAGCGGGGGCGCGGACGAGGGCGCGGACCGCGUCGCGGACGUGGUCUGAAUCGAGUGAGAGGCCGAGGAGCAAGGUCCAGAGGACGCGGUCGGGGGAUCAAUCGCGAUGCUGGAGCCGGAGGAUCGAGCUCUGGACAAACACGUCGGAGAAGGCCGAUUGCUCGACAGACAGGUAUAUUCGGUCGCCAAGUCCAAACACAUAUUGUGGAACGUCGUGAAGAGCGCCUCCAAGAACUGCGGGAGCUUAUUCUCAACUUUACCUUGGAAGAAAUUCAGCAGUUAAUGCUCAGUGUAGCUGAGCGUAAUAGCGGUAUGCUGCUUGACCUCAUGAGAGCACCCCCUGAACAAGAGCGCCAACCACAACCACCUGAAAAUUUGUUGCCGGGAUGGUGCGUCUGCACAAAUUGUAGGCCAAUGCGGCGAGAUGUUGAGAUGGUGUGUUGUGGGCUCCAGCCAGUAAAUUGUAUUUCACUCACAGAGCACUUUGCAGCAAUUCUAGACCCUUUUGUGGUCAACCUUCAGAGACGAGGUGCCCGUGAAGCUCACAAUCUAGAAGAUGACAAUCAGGCACCUGGUGCAGAGCACAACCGGAUCAGGUGGCAAGUGUAUCGGUCAUAUACUUUGUGGCAGCAUGGACGUCUGGGUGCUGGGAAUAGGGUUGUUAUUCCGAGCUGUGUUGUGACCCGUACAAGAUCUCGCUACCCAGAUCCCAAUGACCACUACACAGGUUUCCAUCAUGCAUUCUUGUGAGGUUUUCCAUCGGUGGCCUUGGAAGUGGUGCCAGACUUUUACGGAUCUGCCUUGGGUCAUUUGGAAGCAUUACUGCUGGCCGAUGCAGAGGUUGGUCAUCUCGGCAUCUCCGUUCUAGGAUGCGACUCACCAUCCCUGGCAUAUAAGUGUACUUCUUAGCAGUUCGGACCUUGGUUGUCACCCAGUCACCUGCAUGCUUGGACCAUUUAGCUCGCAAUCUUUUGGAUAAUUUAGAAAAAACAAACAAAAUGUACAAGCAUAUUUGUUAAUAUUAAGUUGAAGAAUGUCUUGGGUGUAAGAUGAAAAAAAAAUGUACGAGUAAUUUUGCACAUGAUCAGUAAUGAUGGCAAUAUGCAUGUGUAGAAUUCAUGAUACAUACAAUAUAACACACAUGAGCCAGUAGUAGAAGAAAUUUUGUAAUGUGAACCCAUGCAUUACCAGGAAGUUUUUGUCUUCAUACUGAUGUUUAGUGAUAUGAUGCUAUACCCUUACGCUGCAAAUCUGAUCUGAAAAGUUCACACGUCUUCAAAAGAAAACAAUUUUGCUAUGUGUUGUGCAGUCAGAACAUUGUGGAACGUAAUUUUAUAUAGUGUGCUUUUUACAUGACCUUCCAAUAAAAACAAACAUGCUUUGGAUUGU